Messenger RNA from Fonsecaea multimorphosa CBS 102226, 1287 nucleotides. RefSeq lists its product as uncharacterized. The transcript has a single exon. The record is from RefSeq and is a predicted model, not a curated record. Gene Ontology annotation, cellular component: mitochondrion. Lineage: Eukaryota; Fungi; Ascomycota; Eurotiomycetes; Chaetothyriales; Herpotrichiellaceae. Gene Ontology annotation, biological process: phosphatidylethanolamine biosynthetic process. Gene Ontology annotation, molecular function: phosphatidylserine decarboxylase activity. The coding region runs from base 1 to 1287 and encodes 428 amino acids.
AUGGUCAGCAGAGUCGGGAACUGGCUGCCUGAUGAUCCCAAGGUACUCAGAAAAUGGGUAAACAAAAAAGUGCAACAAGUCAAAGCGAAUCCUCCUGUGCGGUCCGAUGUGGUUAAGGAAUUCGAGGACAUGGUGAUCGCUGACCCCCAGCUGUACAUGCUGUUCAAUGAAAUGCUGGCCGAGGUGCCCGCCAAGUACGAGAAAGACCCGGCUGGGCAUCCUGAGAUUCGAGACCUCAACCUGCUGUUUGACGUCUUUGACAGCAUACUGCUCGAAGCACCUUCCUGGGAUAGCUCUGCGCAGGUCGGCACUCCCAUCAACGCCGUGCUCGACUGGCCGAUGGGCACCAAAGCUGGCUUUGCGGCAUUCUUGAAUCCCAAGGUCAACCAGCAAUUCCAGAAAAUGCUGACAACUUGGGCGCAAUUCUUGGUCGGUAAGGACUCAACGCACACCUUGAAUACUCGCGAAGGCGGCUGGUUCUCGCAGACCGCGCUCAAUAGCCCUCACAUGAAGGACCUCGUCGAGGACUUUGGUGUGGAUAUCACGAAGCCAGCGGGCGGGUUUCUGUCGUGGGAUGCCUUCUUCACGCGAGAAUUCCUGGCGAAUCGCCGCCGCGUCGCCUUCCCGGACGACCAGAACGUCAUCGUGAGCGCCGCCGAAGCCACGCCCUUCGCGGUCCAGCGGAACGUCAAGCUCCACGACACGUUUUGGCUCAAGGGCCAGAGCUACUCCCUGGAUCACAUGAUGAACAACGACCCUCGCGCCGAGCAAUUUGUCGGCGGCACCGUGUACCAGGCAUUCCUCAGCGCCGACAGCUACCAUCGCUUCCACGUGCCAGUGUCCGGCCAGAUCGUGGAUAAGCCCGCCAUUGUCGCGGGGACUUACUAUUCUGAGCCGCUGCUCACGGGGUUUAGUCCCGAUGACGGCCCAGCAACCCCCGAUCCGGGUGCGGACGAGGCUUCGCAGGGUUACAUCUCUGCGGUGGCGACGCGAGCCGUCGUCUUCAUCCAAGCCGACAACCCUCUCAUAGGCCUCAUGGCGAUUAUCCUGGUGGGCAUGGCCGAAGUCUCGUCGGUCGAAAUCACCAUGCCGCCCGGGAAGCACUUCCAGAAGGGCGAACAGCUGGGCAUGUUCCACUUCGGCGGCUCCACGCACUGUCUGUGCUUCAGGCCCGGCGUGAACCUGCAGUUCAACUUCCCGGAUAACAUCCCCGGUCCGGACAAUACCAUCCAGUGGCCCGUCAACAGCGCGCUUGCUUCGCUAGUUGUGCCGACCACCGCUGCUUAG